Panicum virgatum (switchgrass) is the source of this 528-nucleotide messenger RNA. RefSeq lists its product as uncharacterized. Gene Ontology annotation, molecular function: enzyme inhibitor activity. The record is from RefSeq and is a predicted model, not a curated record. Bases 1 to 528 code for a protein of 175 amino acids. NCBI's taxonomy places the organism in Eukaryota, Viridiplantae, Streptophyta, Magnoliopsida, Poales, Poaceae. The transcript has a single exon.
AUGAGCUCAUCAUCCAUGGUUCAGCCCAUAGCCAUAGUGCUCCUCGCCGUGGCCAUCGCUCCUGGGCUCGCCGUCGGUGACUCGUCUGUCAUCAACGCGACGUGUGCGGAGCUAAAACUGCAGCCCUACAACUACUGCGUCGGCGUGCUCUCCGCCAACCCGGCAGCCGCUGCUGCGACGGACGUCCGCGGGUUGGCGGCGGCCGCAAUCAACAUCACCGCCGACAAGGCCGCGUCCACGUUGCGCGUCAUCUCCUACCUCGUCGACGAGCUCAGCAUCUGCCGCGGGCAGUACACUGACAUGCUACAGUCGUUGGCGACCGUGGCCGCCGACUUUGGUGCUGGGAGAUUCGAGAAUGCGUCGUUCGAGAUGUCGGGCAAUGCCACCGGGUACCCACAGGGCUGCGAUAUACUGCUCUUUGAGGGGAACUCCCAUAAGGAUCCAAUUUUCAAGGAGAACGCGGAGAACGACCUGCUGGUCCGCCUAGCAAGUUCCAUUCUAAAUCUGCUGACGGGUAGAUGGAUCUAG